GCCAGAGACGAAGAACGUCGAUUUGCGCACAGCUGAAGAAAAAAAAAAUACUUGAAGGAAGGUGAACGAGAACGAUUGACUCGACGCAUUGCGAUCGACACUCCCCCCCCCCUCCCCCCUCCCCUAGCACCUCCCUGCACCAUGGCGGACUUCGCGUUUCAGUGGGAUGACGGCAACUUCAUCUCUCCCUUUGUCGCGGCAAGCGAGGGGGACAUGGAGAUCUUCGCCGGCUGGCUCGUCGCCCGCUUCCUGACCACCCUCACUGCCUCUGCCCCGAAGACUGCGGCCAAACGGCUCGAAAUGCGUCUCACGGACCUGGGCUGCGGCGAUGCGACGGCAAUCCUCUCGCUGGCGCAGUACGUGCGGAAAGGCUGGCGGGAGUUGGCGACGACAGUGGAGGGCUCUUCGCAGAGCUUCUUGCACCUGCUGGUGACGGGCGUCGAGCUCGACGACGCGCUGCUGGUGAAGGCGGAGGACAAUGCUGCAGCCUUCGCCACGUGCAUCGCCUCUCCCACCUCCUCACCCGUGUCGGUCGAGACGCACUUUGUGAACGCGGAUAUUCGCUUUGCGGACUUGGAUGUGUACUUCCCGCGUCACGUGGCGAUCCGUAGCUCCACUGCGUCAGUGCGAGCUGCUGCUCCCCCGCUGACCUCGCCGCCCUACGUGCUCUAUAUGUAUUUGCUGCCAGAUGCGCUGGAGGUGCUGCUAGAGAAGCUGCUGGAAGUUCUCCGACGAGGAUGGAUUGUGGCGUCGAACCGGUGGCCCAUUCCUGGUCUGGAUCACCUGCUGAAGGAGCGCGCAGGGCACGUUCACGUCUACUAUCAGUGA
Leptomonas pyrrhocoris is the source of this 828-nucleotide messenger RNA. RefSeq lists its product as hypothetical. Gene Ontology annotation, biological process: positive regulation of proton-transporting ATP synthase activity, rotational mechanism; regulation of mitochondrial ATP synthesis coupled proton transport; peptidyl-lysine trimethylation. Gene Ontology annotation, cellular component: mitochondrion. The transcript has a single exon. Gene Ontology annotation, molecular function: protein-lysine N-methyltransferase activity. Bases 142 to 828 code for a protein of 228 amino acids. The record is from RefSeq and is a predicted model, not a curated record. NCBI's taxonomy places the organism in Eukaryota, Euglenozoa, Kinetoplastea, Trypanosomatida, Trypanosomatidae.